Molecule: messenger RNA, 1185 nt
Organism: Vigna radiata var. radiata (mung bean)
Lineage: Eukaryota; Viridiplantae; Streptophyta; Magnoliopsida; Fabales; Fabaceae
Product: chlorophyllase-1
Exons: 2
Coding region: 32-988 (318 amino acids)
Biological process (GO): chlorophyll catabolic process
Molecular function (GO): chlorophyllase activity
Source: RefSeq, a predicted model, not a curated record
UUCUUAGAAGCAAAGUGUUUGGUGUGAAGUGAUGAUGGCUGAAGGAGCUCUUCCAGCAAUGGAAACCACACAAGUUUUUGAAAGAGGAGAUAUCCAAUGGAAGCAAUUCAAAGUUGAUGCAUCCAGUGCUUCUUCUUCUUCCUCCUCACCUCCAAAACCAUUGCUGAUAUUUACACCAACUGUGCCUGGUGCAUACCCUGUAAUAUUAUUCUGCCAUGGCUUUUUCGUUCCCAAUACCUUCUACUCUCACCUCCUUACUCACAUUGUUUCACAUGGAUUCAUACUCGUAGCUCCUCAGCUGUUUUGCAAAGGGUUGCCAAUGCUUGAACCCAGUGAAGUAAAAUUUGCAGGAAAAGUUGCAGAUUGGCUAGCCGAGGGGCUUCAACCUUUGCUACCUGAGAAUGUGGAAGCCAACUUGGAGAAAUUGGUUGUAUCAGGUCACAGUAAGGGUGGAAAGACAGCAUUCUGUGUUGCACUUGGUUAUGCAAAAACCAAGCUAAAAUUUUCAGCACUGGUGGGCAUAGACCCUGUGGCUGGAACAUCUAAGUAUUGUGAAACAAAUCCUCAUAUUCUGAAGGGAGUGCCAGGAUCCUUCAAUUUGAACAUGCCUGUUGCCGUGAUUGGUUCCGAGCUGGGUCCAAAGAAAGGUAAUUGUUGCAGUCCACCUUGUGCUCCUGAUGGGAUGAACCAUAAGGAGUUUUUCAAGGAAUGCAAACCUCCUUCUGCACAUUUCGUGGUGGCAAGGUAUGGUCACAUGGACAUGUUGGACGAUGAAACAGCAGGAGUAAUUGGGACAUUAUUGUCAAAAUGUGCCUGCAAGAAUGGAUCAGGUCCUAGGGAUUUGAUGAGAAGAACCAUUGGAGGCUUGGUUGUGGCAUUCUUGAGGGCACAAUUGAAUGACCACUGGAAGGAUUUUGAUGCUAUUUUAGGGAAUCCUAACAUUGCUCCAACUCAAUUGGACAACAUGGUAUACAUUCCAGCAUCAUAGGUGUUAGGAUUACAUGAGUUUGAUCCCACAUCGAACAGAAACAUAUAUACAUAGGUAGUGUUAGUCUGAUUCAAGAAAUUAUCCUAAAUCACGUUUGUUGGAAACGCGCUUUUCGCAGGUGUCUUUACAAUUUGAAUAUUAUAUAUCCUUGGCAAUGUUACAUGGUAAACACUACUACUCUUUCAUUUGAUCGUAUA